AUGCUAGACGGGACAGAGGCCGUGAUGAGUCUUCUCGCAGCACAGGCCAUGGAUAUGGCGCACCGUCAAGACGAUUCACUAUCGGAACCCGACACGCCUCUGACGGUGUACACCAUCCGCUUCACAACCGGAGUAUCAAGAGGCUCAGCGCUCUCGGAGCCCUACUCGGCGGUCAACGUCUGCUUAAUCAGUCAGAAUGGCAGGGCGGCGCUGCACCGCAUCAGCCCCGUCAACGACCCGCUUGAGUCUCGCGCACAUACACUCGAGAUGUGCCAGCUGAUUGGACCCGACGUGGGCGCGGACUGUAGCUCGGCACUGGCGGAUGCGGCAGCUAGCAGCGGCAACCAGCAGCCCGGAGGACAACAAGAGCAACAACGACCCGGUCGGCCGGCAGCACCUGCCGGGAGCGCUGGUGGGUCUGCAUCGUCGCACGGGUACGGAAACGUCAACCUGAGAAGCAGUGGUGGCACUAACCUCGUUGGUCGACCCCCGCCACCGCCCCCACCCAAGCGCCGCUUCCAGGAGGGCUCCGUUGACGAGGUCAGCAUCUUGCUUCCCGAGCUGGGUCCCCUUGCUGGCGUGUUGGUGGGUGUGGAGGGCGGCACCUGGUACCUGGACGAAAUGGAUGUGUCGUCCUCCCGGACACACCACAUGGACAGGUUCGUGUGCCGGCGGCAGUUGGGCGGUCGGGCCGGUGAGGGGGCCGCCCUCCUGACACCUGUGCCCGUGGGAGCGGUGGUGUACGGAGAAGGGGAGGCCGCGGUCGUCCUGUCCAAGGAGCAAGCCACGGCGCUUUGGUCGCUCAACAUGUCGGACUACACCGACCUGAAGCGCCGAGUGGCGACAACCACCGCCUUGUUGGUUGCCAGCGGAGCAAGCCUGGCAGCUCUGACGGGCGGUACGGCAGCAGCCUUGCCGUACACUGCUGGCGGAGUCGUAGGUGCCUACCUCAGCAGCAGCAGCAGGCGGGCUCUGGGCAGCGGCCCGGUGCGACUUGGCUUUGUGUGCGCCUCCGCGGCGCUGGGGAUGGCGCUGCUGUCCAGGGAGGAAGCCGGUGUGCUGGGGGCGCCUGUUAGCUCCGGCUCUGUUGCGGUCUGGCAGCUUGCCCUGGGGGCCCUGGGCUUCCUCACCUACAAGGCGGCGCUGGUGGGCGUGUCGCUGGGGGAGGCGGGGGCCUCUGCGGGGGCCCGCCUUGGACUGGGCGGUAAGGUGCUGUACAGCAGUGGAGGCGCCCGGGGGGCCAGCAGGACCGAGCUGGAGAAGUACAAGCGCGACUGA
Messenger RNA from Volvox carteri f. nagariensis, 1278 nucleotides. RefSeq lists its product as uncharacterized. The record is from RefSeq and is a predicted model, not a curated record. NCBI's taxonomy places the organism in Eukaryota, Viridiplantae, Chlorophyta, Chlorophyceae, Chlamydomonadales, Volvocaceae. The transcript is spliced from 8 exons. Bases 1 to 1278 code for a protein of 425 amino acids.